Seriola dumerili (greater amberjack) is the source of this 2515-nucleotide messenger RNA. RefSeq names its product protein-serine O-palmitoleoyltransferase porcupine-like. Gene Ontology annotation, biological process: canonical Wnt signaling pathway; lipid modification; protein palmitoylation. Gene Ontology annotation, cellular component: endoplasmic reticulum; membrane. The record is from RefSeq and is a predicted model, not a curated record. The coding region runs from base 341 to 1726 and encodes 461 amino acids. The transcript is spliced from 13 exons. Lineage: Eukaryota; Metazoa; Chordata; Actinopteri; Carangiformes; Carangidae. Gene Ontology annotation, molecular function: palmitoleoyltransferase activity; Wnt-protein binding.
CAGAAGAAGAAGAAAAAGAAGAAGAAGCUGUAGCUGUAGCUGUAGCUGUUUCGCGGUUCAUCGUUAAGUUUACAGUCACAGAGGUUUUUAUCAGUUCUGGACCUGCCGCCUGCUGAUCCACAGACCAGUUUAGCUCCUGAGCUAACUAACUACACGACUUGGUUCGGUGCAGUUCGGUUCGGUUCGGUUCGGUUCAGACAGCAGCUGAACCAGGACCGACAGGCUCCGCCACAUCUGUGAUUAUUUUACAGGGCUAACGUCCGCCCAACAAGACUAGUUUAAAUGAAAGGUGUCGUACACUUCAGAAGACUCCCUGUGUUUGUGCGGGUGCAACAGCAGGAUGGACAUAUCCAGCAGACUGGAGGUUUGGCAACAGCUGGCUGAGAACUGUGGUCUCAUCACGGUCCAGCAGGGUCUCCAGCAGGUCUGGACUCUACUGCUGCUCUGCCUGAUCUGCAGACUCUGCUUUAGACUGGGUGAGCUGGACUACAGUACCUGCAUGUCAACAAGAGGUGUGUCCACCCUGAAGCAUGUAGUGUCAGUGUUGGCUGGGAUGUACAGCCUCUUCCUGUUCUUUGAGUUGCAGAUGCUGUGGGUGCUGUUGUUCAGUGCUCUCUGUUACUUCGUUCUGCUGCUCACUCAACACUCCAGUACCAGAGGCAUCUUCCUUUCGGCUGUUAUCCUCGUCUACCUCCUUGUUGGAGAGUUGCAUUUAAUUGACAUGGUGACCUGGCAUAAAAUAAGAGGCUCUCAGAUGGUGGUGGCAAUGAAGGCCAUCUCUCUGGCCUUUGACCUGGACAGAGCAGCAGUGGCAGGCCUGCCCUCCCCAGCUGAGUUCCUGGGCUAUGUUCUCUUUGUGGGCACUGUUGUGUUUGGUCCUUGGAUCAGCUUCUCCAGUUAUAAGAACGCCAUUGAAGGCAGAGAACUGAGCUGGAUGUGGCUGUGGAGUUCCUCCAUCAGCCUCCUGAAGAGUCAGCUCUGUCUGCUGGUCUCCACCUGCAUCGCCCCUUACCUCUUCCCUCUGUUCAUCCCCAUCUAUGGAAACACAGUCACAGACAAAUGGCUGCGUGCCUAUGAGAAUGCAGUGUCGUUCCACUUCAGUAACUACUUUGUGGGUCACCUCAGUGAAGGCACCAGCAUGCUGGCUGGAGCCGGCUUCACUGAAGAGAAGGAACACAUCAGAUGGGACCUGAGUGUGGUGAAGCCUCUCAGUGUGGAGAUGCCUCGCUCCAUGGUGCUGGUGGUCACGUCCUGGAACAUCCCCAUGUCCCGAUGGCUCAAAACCUAUGUGUUUAAAAAUGCCAUGAAACUGGGGACUUUUCCAGCCAUCCUGGUGACGUACACAGCCAGCGCCAUACUGCAUGGUCUGAGUUUUCACCUCGGGGCUGUUCUGCUGUCUCUGGGAUUCAUCACAUAUGUUGAACAUGUUCUGAGGAAGAGGCUUGCCUCCAUCUUCAGCGCCUGUGUCCUGUCAAGACCCUGUAACUCCGGCUGCAGCCACAAGCACAAGAAGGGGUUUUGGGUGGUGGUGCUGAACCUGGUUUUCAGCUUCCUGGCCAUCUUCCACCUCACCUACCUGGGCUCUAUGUUUGACCCUGGAGUUGAUGAACGGGAAGUAGAAGAGGGUUACGCAGCGAUCCACACCAUCCAAAGGUGGUCUGACCUGAGCUGGGCCAGCCACUGGGUGGUGUUUGGCUGCUGGGUCUUCUACCGUUUAAUUCAGUGACGUGGAGCAGACACAGAGGAGGACUUCAUGAUACAGUGGAUCUGAUGGGACUGAAGGACGAGGAUCUGCUCUAGUGCAGAGGACUGAACAUACGUGUCCAGAGCUGUGAGUCAGUUCAGGAGGAAAUAUGUAGAGAGACAGCCGUUUACUGAACCAAGAAUCACUCCAAACUGAUGUGUUAAAAUCUGAUCCUGUGAGACCUCCUACUGUACUCAACCUUCACCGAGGCCUGUGGACACAUGUGAGCUUCAAGCUGUCUACUGUAUUAGUCGGUGUCCAAAAACAUUUCAGCAGGUUUUUGUAUAUAUACAGAUUUUUACGUGUGUGUGUGCGUGCGUGCGUGCGUGCGUGCGUGCGUGUGUGUUUUACCUACCUCCAAUAAACAAUAUUAUUCAAUAACAACUGAAUAAUCAUUAGAUUCAUUGAUGAUGAUGGUUAUUAUAAUGUAUAUAUGUCAUUAUAAUCUGUUUCCAUAGGGACAUGGAGCGACAGUAGAACACACACAGCACAGAGGUGGUGAUCAAUAAUAAAAACCUGAUGAAAUGCACCUGAAAAUCAGUGACCACAUGAAUGUAUUAGAGCUAACGACCAUUACUUAUCAAUUAAUCUAUUGACUAUUUUACUGAUGAGUCGAUAAGUCUAAUUGACACUGUUGAAACAGCUCAGACUCUGCUCUAUGUUCAGUCGGACGGGUCGUUAGGAUUAUGUCAAUAUCUUGUUUUUUCAUUAGAUUUGGGUUUUUGUAAAGACCAGGAUUAACAAAGUCACUAUCAACUCAACAUAUCUGAA